Messenger RNA from Cotesia glomerata, 2183 nucleotides. Its product is annotated as tectonic-1. The transcript is spliced from 5 exons. Gene Ontology annotation, cellular component: ciliary transition zone. Gene Ontology annotation, biological process: cilium assembly. The coding region runs from base 15 to 2117 and encodes 700 amino acids. The record is from RefSeq and is a predicted model, not a curated record. NCBI's taxonomy places the organism in Eukaryota, Metazoa, Arthropoda, Insecta, Hymenoptera, Braconidae.
UAAAUUAUUUUAUAAUGUCAACGUCAAGCUUGCAAUCUGAGUGUAUUUUAGUCUCAAUUCUGUUAAAUUUAAUAGUUUAUGUCCAUUGCUUGACGACAGAUAGUUACAGUACUUUGACAACUUGUAUGAAUGAAACGGAGUGUCAAAGUUCGUCGGAAAAUUAUGAAUUAAUAAGUGAAUCCAGCACGAGUGAAAAUAUGAAUUAUGUCACUGAGAUGAUAAAUACUGAAAAGGAUUUGAAUCCCACUGACGUUCAUACUACUAAAAAAGUCAAUAUUUCUAACAUAUUUACGUCAUUUUAUCCAAUUACAACGAGAUCUUAUUCUGUAAAUAAAUUAUCUAAUUAUUCAAUAACUGCGAAUAUCAAUAGACAAUCAGUACCAAUUGUUAAACGAAUUACUGAUCCUUGCACGUGUGAUUUUCAGAUGUUAAGGUGUGAUGUUAAUUGUUGUUGUGAUAAUGAUUGCACAGAUUUUCAUUUGAGUGUAUUUUCUCACUGUUCUGACCAUAAAAGAAAUAAAUAUGACAGUCGUUACUGUUACACCAAAGAAUUUAUACGUAAAAAUAAUACUGACUUUAUCUUAGAACGUAUCGCUGAUAAUUUAUUUUGUAUAUCAUACGAUAAUUUACCACCGAUUUACAGUAAGAGCAGCUCAAUUAAAGUUACAAAUAGAGCAGAGUUUGAUGAAAUAUUAAAAAUUAAACUUCAAUCUCAAUUUACGUGGUCUCAAGAACCGUAUGCCCCUUCACAAAUAAACACGAGGAAUCCAUAUCAAGAUGGUGACAUUUUAUGGACAGUUAAAUCAAUAUAUUUCCAUCCUUUAGAAUUACCUAUCAGUGGAUUUACAAGUCACUGUUUGUUUCGAAAGAGUUUGACGUAUUUAAGAGAAUUCAAUUUCCACUGUCUCCAAACAAAAUUAAAUAUAAAUAAUACUGAUCUUUUUAUUGAAACUUAUAAUAACUUUACAAUUAUAUCUUCGCCAAUAUUUUUAAAUUCAUCUCUUUAUACUUUAUCAUCAAAUCAGAGUUGCCCAAAAAAUGUUUGUAUACCAAUUGAAACAAUUUAUUGUCUGAAAGCGUGGUCUAUGUGUAAUACAACAUUACAACCAAAAUCUUCAUGUGAAAAUGGUACCUGCUAUAAUAUUGUUAAGCAAAUUCUUUAUACGAUAACACACAACGGUACGAUGGGUGUACAAAAAAUUCAGCUAAAUAUUCUUCUUGGUAAUUUUUCAACGAGCUAUCACCAACAUUUUGAGGUGAAGUAUGAGUGGACCGGAUUUUCAAACGAUGAAGUAAUUUAUGUAAGUGGGAAUCCCGGUUAUAUUACCAAUAAGCCGAUAAUAAUUGGUACUCUAAUGAAAUCCACAUCGAAAAAUAUUGUCACGGAAUUUAUUUUCAUUAACAAAACGGAUUACCAAUUAACAGUGCCUUUGGGAGGAAGCAAAAACAAUUAUUGUUCUGAAGAAAAUAGAUAUACUGUUAAAUUUAAUGAAGAUUUAAAAUCAAAGUGCCUUAUUUCAUUAGAAACAAAUAAUUUUACUGUCGAUACUUGCAACGAAAUAAAUAAAAAAAUAAUAGCGGCAUACUUUCAACAAACAUUAAUAAAUAUAACGUCUAUUGAAGGUUAUAAAUUAUUUAUAUCAAAAACAAGUAAUAUCACGAACAAUAACGUUACAAACUGGAAUCAAAUAUUAUUGAACAAGCUACCCGCGCGAGCCACUGGCCAAAAGAUUAAUGACAAAAUAUCCUGUUGGAAUUUAACGACGUCUAUAAACAUUGAUAUCCUGUAUUCAUUAUUACCGAAACCCGAUGACGAUACUACGUACCAUAAAAUAGUUGGAGUAGCAAUAACUCUCAAUGAACGUAAUGUCAGUUUAUCAAAAUGUCCUAUAGUUAAUUGCACGGACAAAAUCGACCAUGAAAUAAACAGUUUUGUUAAAUUUCACGACGUAUCAAUGCCAGAUAAUUAUUUUUUCGCUGGAGGCCCUAAUUUAGAUAUCAGUUUACCCUAUGACUUUUUUUAUCCUUUCAUGAGUAGCUCUAAUUCUUGUCAGUGUAACUUUAUAGUUGUUAUUAUUAAUAUAAUUAAUGUAAUUAUCUAUAAAUUUAUCAUUUAAGCUACAAAUUUUUGUACCUGCACUUAAAUAUUUGGAUGCAUUUAAUUAAAUAUUUAUUUCAAACAA